AUGGGCCCUGUCUGUUGUUACUGCUGGUCCUGUCAUCCACGGGGGUCUGCUCAGCACCUGUGUGUCUCUCACCUGGUAGAUGCCCUCUACCUGGUCUGUGGCGAACAAGGGAUCCCCUAUCAGAAGGUGAAGAGAGGCAUUGUGUAACAGUGCUGUCAUAAGCCAAGUAGCUUCAGCCACCUGCAGAGCUACUGCGACUGA
This is a messenger RNA of Salvelinus namaycush (lake trout), 201 nucleotides long. Its product is annotated as insulin-like. The transcript has 2 exons. Lineage: Eukaryota; Metazoa; Chordata; Actinopteri; Salmoniformes; Salmonidae. Gene Ontology annotation, molecular function: hormone activity. The record is from RefSeq and is a predicted model, not a curated record. Gene Ontology annotation, cellular component: extracellular region.